UUUGAAUUGUAUAAUGACGAACCAAAUGUCAACAUCUUUCAAUUUCUUUGCCAUCUUGGUUUUAGUUGUUGCAGGGCAAUUAAUACAGGUAGAAGGUGAAUGCACAAUAAUUGUUGGUAGUUGUGCAAAAAUAGAUUGUGCAACUCAUUGUCAAGCAUAUGGAAAAGGUGUUGCUGUUUUAGGAUCCUCAUGUUCAUUCUACAACUUAUGCACUUGUAGUUAUGAUCAGCCACCACCAGCAUUAUCAUCACCAACUGGUCAUUGUGAUAUUGGGAUGGGAAUUUGCACUGAUGACUGUCUAAGUGAUUGUUGCAACAAAAAGUGUGUUAGUAGAUAUAGUAAAACAGGUGCUGGGGUCUGUGUUAAUGCCUUUCAUAUGCUUUUUUGCAUUUGUAACUAUCUUCGUUGAGUUUGAUCUUAAAGGAAAUACAAUAAGCAUAUAUGAUAUAUUCCUAGCGAUUUCAAAUGUAUUCUCUUCGUGAUUUUAUUCAUCAAUUAAUUGAUAUAUAGAAUAAUUGACCAACCGAAUAGAAUAUUUUGUAAUAAUUAGUUAUAAUAAGGAGGGUGUAUUGAAUUAAGAAGAUA
Molecule: messenger RNA, 585 nt
Organism: Medicago truncatula (barrel medic)
Lineage: Eukaryota; Viridiplantae; Streptophyta; Magnoliopsida; Fabales; Fabaceae
Product: defensin-like protein 183
Exons: 2
Coding region: 14-409 (131 amino acids)
Source: RefSeq, a predicted model, not a curated record